GUGCAACGCACCUAACACGUACUUUAAAAAGUAGGUUGCGUGGUCAGCAGUGGCCGCGCAUCGAUUAAGUUUUAACAUAAUAAUUAUUUAGUGCAAUUUUCGGAACCAUCGCGACCGGGUGCAUUCGAACAUUUUAACAUUGUAACUAUGUCCUAGUUAACGUAAUAAACAUUUUCACUCUCCUUCGGACUUUAACAUUCAUUCGCAAUCCCGUACCUCAACAAAUGGUCCUUCGAGCGUUGGACCUCGCGCGUCGUUUCUAGUAACAUUUAGGAGAGACGGGUGAGGUUAUCGAACUGGUGAACAUUUUGGAGCGUGUGAGCAGUGUACUUUGGAGUGUGAGGAUUGCAGUGAUUAGAGGAGAGGACAACAUCAACAUUAACAUUGGGGGAGGCUGAGGCGGCAGCUCUGACCCUAGAACACCAACUAUAGCGAAGUCUAACAAGUAAGAUCUUUCCUUUUUGACUAACAUCGUAAGGCGUAACUAACAACAUGGCAGAUAAAUACGAAAAACAACAGGAGAUAAGGGAGCGUAUGUUACGAUUACGGGAGAAUUUUAAGAAAGAUGGAGCAGAUAGAAAGUCUAAACCUGAAUACUUUAAAAGCCGUUCCGAUCAGCUAAAUGAUUUGUGGACGGAGUUUCUGAUUAUACAUGAACGUUUCGGACAGGAGGAGAGUAGGUCUCACAAAUACUUUUUUAACAGAUGCUACGAACGAACAAAAGAAGUAUAUGAGGAGGUGACUAGUUUGAUAAACACCGGUUAUCAACAACUUACUUCAACAUUAGCGGGUUUACCUGAAACAGUAGCGGGGUGUUCCGUCGCUAACCCUCGACAACAGCAACAGCAAGGGGAGAGUAGCGGCGAGAACACGCCACCCGGAGAUGAUGAACAAUUUGGUCAGGGACAGCAGAAACAACAAGAUAGAGGCCUGAACAGUAGACUAGACGAAAUGUAUCGCAAACAAGGAGUCAAUAUUAAGGCGUUUUUACGCACAGUAUGUAACAUAAACAUUGAGAUAUUAACAGAUAAGUGGGAGCUAGACGAUGCCUUAAAAACUUUGGAAUCUCGUUGGUCAGUUAUAGAUUAUUUACAUUGGGAGAUUGAGAGUGAGGCUACACAUUCCGAUUUGACGUAUCAAUCUAUGUUUGAUAAACAUGAAAAAACAUUUAACAGUCUGAAAAAAGAAAUAAACAAGAAAAUAUGGUCAGUCGCUCAUAGGGAAAAGUCCACUCCGAUGCUGGACAUUCCAACGUUUUAUGGAAAUUACAACACCUGGGUAUCUUUUAAAGAUCUGUUUAAUGAAGCCAUACACAAAAACACGACUUUAUCUAAUGCCCAGAAGAUGCAGUUUUUAAAGAGUAAGCUGAAAGGGGAAGCGGAGAGACUAAUCCAACAUCUACAAAUAAGCUCUGAUAACUACUUAGUUUGCUGGGAGAUAUUAAACAACCGUUACAAUAACACUAAACUCAUUUUUACUUCUCAUAUUAAUAUUUUAUUUGGACUUCCUAACAUGCAACAACAAUCGAUGGGACAGAUAAAGAAAAUGUAUGACACCACCACUGAGUGUUUACAUGCCAUAAGAAAUCUAGGGAUAGACAUUAGUACGUGGGACCCCAUAUUAGUACACAUUUUGUCUCAAAAACUAGACACUGAGACACACAAAGACUACAUUGAGUCUUUAAAAAAUUCACGAGAACUACCAGUCUUACAGGAGUUUUUAGACUUUAUAGAAAGCAAAUUUACCACUCUAGAGUCAUCCAGGCGUAAACAAGACCCUUCGCCUCAUAAAACACACCCUCAUCAACCGGUACAAGUAACUAAAAAACCAUUUCAAAACUUUAACAAUCGAAAUAAUAAUUAUAAUUACAAUCAGAACAACAACCACGGUGGAGCGAGCCGAAACCACGGAAGUCCACCAGUUGCGAAAUCAUUUCAUGUAUCCGGUUUUAAAUGUCCUCUAUGUAAAAACCCACAUGGAAUUUAUAAUUGCAGAUUCUUUUUGCAAAUGCCUGUAGAAAAACGAUAUUACACGAUAAACAGAUUAGCGCUUUGCGUUAAUUGCCUGUUUAGUCAUAAUGGAAAUGUCUGCAAUUCAACAAAAGCGUGCAAUAAGUGCGGCGGUCAGCAUAACACACUCAUUCACGAGGCUUGUGUUAACGCGAACGCGACACCGGGGACGUCAACCUCUACGUCAUCGGGUAAUGCAAGUCACUUCAAGCGGGAAUCAAAACACGUGGUGAAUGCUUCACAUGUUUCACCAGAUGAUUAUUCGGAGAUUUUGUUAGCAACAGCACUUAUAAAGGUAAAAGGAGCAGAUGACUCAUCUCAUACUUUGAGAGCUCUUAUAGAUCAGGGCUCUCAAAUCUCGCUUAUAACGGAACAGGCCGCGCAGAUGCUUAACUUGAAGAGAGAGAGAUGUCAAGGAGUUAUAUACGGAGUAGGUCAAAGAGAAAACAAUUGUAAGGGGAAGCUUAACAUUACUUGCACCUCCAUGUAUAACAAUUACAACUUUACAGCUGAAGUAAUAAUUAUGAACAGCUUAAUAAAAAACCUACCUAACAAAACUUUCACAAAACCAUCUUGGCCUAUAAUACAGAACAUAAAUUUAGCGGAUCCAGAGUUCUACGUCAGUCGGCCAGUAGAUAUACUACUUGGAGCAGAUAUCUACUCUAACAUUCUCUUAGGCGGGAUGAUAAAAAGUGAGGAGGCAUCUCAGCCUAUGGCACAACAAACACAACUUGGCUGGCUAUUGUGCGGCAAUGCAAAAACAUAUCAUUGUAAUGUCGUAAUUAACAGUUUAGAGGAUAUUAAACAGUUCUGGGAGGUGGAGGAUAUUGCAGAAGAAGGAGAUUUAUCUCAGGAAGAUAUAACAUGUAUUAAACAUUACCAAGAAAACACGAAAAGACAGAUAGACGGAAGAUAUGUAGUCAGUUUACCAAUGAAACCAAAUUUUGAAACAGAACUCGGAGAAUCAAGGACAAAAGCCAUAGCUCAAUUUAGAAACACAGAAAGGAAGUUUGAAAGACAAGAGAAAUUAGCUCAGGCCUAUAAAACAUUUAUGACAGAGUAUAGCGAAUUAGAACAUAUGACACCGGCGAAGUACAACAGCUCAUCUCUAGAGUGUUAUCUGCCUCACCACGGAAUAGAACGCGUCGAAUCUACAACUACAAAAUACAGGGUGGUAUUUAAUGCCUCCGCUAAAACAUCUACAGGUCGUUCACUUAAUGACUUGAUGUACACUGGGCCCAACUUACAACAGGACCUGCAGUCAUUGUUAUUAAAGUGGAGACAGUAUGAAUACGCCUUUACUGCGGACAUUGAAAAAAUGUACCGACAAAUAUUGGUGAACGAGACAGAUCAACAACUCCAAAAGAUCAUCUGGAGAGAGAGCCCUGAACAACCGUUGCAAUCUUUUCAAUUAACAACAGUAACAUAUGGCACGAAAGCAGCACCUUUCUUGGCCAUGAUGACGCUUCGGAAGCUGGCCGCAGACGAGCGAGCCAACUAUCCAAAUGCAGCGAAGGUAGUAGAGGAGUCGUUCUAUAUGGACGAUCUGGUUCAUGGAGCGCACUCUAUCGAACAAGCACAAAAACUUAUUGUGGAAUUAGACAAGCUGUUACAAUCAGGAGGUUUUCAUUUACGGAAGUGGUCGGCAAAUAAAGAAAAAGUACUAGAAAAUGUUACGAACAUACACCAAGACGAUGAAACAAUUUUUAAUUUUAAAACAGAUAAUGUAUCCAAAACAUUGGGCUUAUGCUGGAACCCAAAAAAUGACACGUUUUCAUUUAAAUGUAACAUUACACAACAAACAUCCAAACCCACCAAACGCAAUCUUUUAUCAGAAAUUUCAAAACUGUUUGAUCCCUUGGGUUGGUUAGCUCCGGUGAACACUAAACUGAAAAUAAUAUUUCAAAGGGUUUGGAAAGAAAACACCCACUGGGAUGAACAGGUGUCAGAUGAGAUUUAUGAGAUGUGGUCGAAAGUACAGUCAGACAUUGACCGAAUAAAUGAAUGUCAAAUACCGAGGUGGAUAGCAUCUAACGAGUGUGACGUCAUUGAGCUGCACGGCUUCUGUGAUGCGUCCAUGGAAGCCUACGCAUGUGUAGUAUACGCUAAAAUGAAAAACAAACCUACUGUGGUACUCAUCGCGGGAAAAUCAAAACUUGUACCUCAUAAAAAAUUGUUAACAUUACCACGACUUGAAUUAAGUGGCGCAUACCUAUUAACAAAACUUAUCACUAAAAUUAAACAAUCACUAAAUCAACACAAAACAGAAAUAUUUGGCUGGACAGACUCGAAAAUAGUGCUUGGUUGGCUACAAGGACAACCAAAUCGUUGGAAACCCUUUGUUGCCAACCGGGUGAAACAGAUACAAGAAGUGAUGCCUGAAGAGCAGUGGCGAUAUGUCAAAUCAUCUGAAAACCCUGCGGAUGCUGCGAGCCGAGGACUGACCGCAUCGCAGUUGAUAGAACAGUCGUUGUGGUGGCAGGGACCGACAUGGCUACCUACGUUCAUACCUCAACCUGAAAAACAAACUUAUAACACUACAGAAGAAGAGAAGAAACAAUCAGCAUGCAAUACUAUUCAAAUAAACACAGAAAACUUAAUUGAUAAUUUAUUACAAAAACAUAACUCAUUUACUAAAGUGCAGCGAAUCGUGACCUGGAUUUUGCGUGCACUGACCCCGCGACGUCACACACCUACUACAUCAUAUCUCACAUUACAAGAGUUGCAGAAAGCUAAGUUGCUUAUAAUAAAACACGAACAAAUGAAUGAAUUGGGAGCGGAAAUAAAACAUUUACGUAAACACGGCACAGUAGAUACAAAAAGCAAACUUUUAAAUUUAAAACCUUUUAUUGAUCACGAAAACGUCUUGCGAGUUGGAGGUCGCUUGGAAAAAGCUAACAUUUCGGACGAAAUGAAACAUCCUAAAAUUAUCCCGAAGGAUACCCGAUUAGCCACUUUGCUAAUCGACCAAGCUCAUAAGCAAACUUUUCACGGAGGUGCGCGUGUAACUAUGGCGAAACUAAGACAAGAAUACUGGAUAACAGGUGGCAACAAUGAAGUGAAGAAGCAGAUCAGAAAAUGUGUAACCUGUCGUAGAAAUGAAGGAAGAACACAGAAACAGUUAAUGGGAGAUCUACCAGCUGCACGUGUCAAUCAAGCCAGCCCCUUUUACCAUACAGGGGUGGAUUAUACAGGACACGUGGACGUCAAGGCCAACAGAGGACGCGGAGCAAAAACCCUAAAAGGUUACAUUGCCAUUUUCAUUUGUAUGGUCACCAAGGCUGUGCAUUUGGAAUUGGUAACGGAGUUAACAAGUUCGGCGUUCCUUGCUGCGCUUCGACGGAUGGCUGCUAGAAGAGGAGCUCCACGUCACUUAUAUAGUGAUAAUGGGACAAAUUUUGUGGGUGCGAACAGAGCCUUACAAGAAAAAUUUCAACAAUACGAAGACAUUUUUACUGACAGCUUUAUGACAGAAAUUACUGAAAUGAAAAUGGAAUGGCAUUUCAAUGCCCCGGCCUGGCCGAGUGCUGGAGGACUGUGGGAAAGAGCAGUACGCAGUCUAAAACACCACCUGAAACGUGUAGUGGGUGAACAAAAACUAACAUUCGAGGAGUACUCGACGAUCUUAGCGCAGCUGGAAGCCUGCCUUAACUCACGCCCACUGUGCUCACUAUCUGAAGACGUAAACGACAUUGAUUUUCUCACACCAGCCCACUUUCUUAAUGGAAGACCAGGAGUGACGAUAAUUGAAACAGAUGAAGAUGCGAGGACUAGGUGGCAUUUAACACAGAAGUUAUUCGAAGACAUCUGGAAGAAGUGGAAAUUUGAGUAUUUGAGUCAGUUAACCGCAAGAAGGAAGUGGCAAACUCCGCAACGCAAUCUGGAAAAAGGAGACGUAGUGGUAAUACACGAGGAAAACUUACCGCCAGGGAAAUGGGCGCUGGGUAGAGUUGUAGAGGCUCAUCCUGGACCUGACGGUUAUGUAAGAGUGGUGACGUUGAAGACGAAAAAUGGCACGAUUAAAAGACCCGUAGUGAAGUUGUCUAUCUUACCCCUAGAAACAGCUGAAAAAGAACAGAAACAGAAAGAGAAAGAACAGAAAGAAAGAGAGCAGAGGAAAACACCUAAAAAACAAAGCAUUUUGUCAACAAUUAUGAUGUUCAUGUAUUUUAUGACUAUUUUGGCAACGGGCAAUUGUGUGAAUGUUACUCCAUUAAACAGAACCCAAGGAUUAUAUUUUGACAAAAUUGGAAAACUCGAAAUCAUUAGAGAUGAAUGGAAAUUAGUUGCAUACUAUGACUUAGAACCCUACUGGGAGGGCACAGAGGCAUACAUGAAAUACAACGAACAGUUGGAAGCUAUCUGUCACCAAGUAAAAACAUUAGCUCACUGUGAUAUUAUAAUGUUACAAUUACGUCACAGUUAUGAGGAACUACAACAUUACAAUCGCAUAUUAUUAAAAAACCAAUUGAAACAAAAUACGAGAAAACGGCGUGGCCUGAUAAACGGUGUCGGGUAUCUAGCAAACACAUUGUUUGGCGUAUUAGAUGACCGAUUCGUAGAACAAUACGAAAAGGACAUUGGUCUGAUCCACCAAAACGAGAAACAUCUAGCAGAACUGUGGAAAAACCAAACUUCCAUAGUUGAAGCUGAGUAUAACCUUCUGAAACGAACUGAAAUUACUAUACAAAAACAACACAAAAUGAUAAACCAACACUUAAUCAACCUAGAAAAGGCAACAAACGAGAUGAAAUUAGCGAUUUCCGCAUCAGAACAUAUGGCUCAAUUCACGAUUGUAGCGAUGGCCACCAAUAACUUGUUAACACAUCUAAGAAACAUACAGGAAUAUUUGAUUGAUACUAUCACAAAUGUGUACGAUGGAAGAAUGAACAUACAUACUAUAGACCCACAACAACUUCAACAAGAAUUGAACAUCAUUUCGGGACAGUUAAACAGCGACCUAACUCUCCCAAUCGACAACAUACAGAGAAAUCUUGACAGUAUCUACCGACUGUUAAAAAUAAGAGCAAGGAUAACUGACCACUACAUGAUUUUUGAGAUACGAAUUCCACUCAUAAGUCGAGACAGUUAUGAUCUAUAUAAUCUUAUCUCAAUACCAAAGAGUGUCGGCGAAAACAUGAUAUCUCUUACUCCUAUAGAAAAUCACGUGGCAAUGAACCUACAGAAAGACGCAUUUUUGCCUAUAGUUGAAACUGACCUACAACACUGUUUAUCACGAGAUACUGCAAUGUAUAUGUGUUACAUAAAAGAACCGAUCUACAAAAUGUCAUCAGAUACGGAUCUCUGUGUGAAAGAUGAGACACGACAAUGUAAACAAACUAGAAACCUGUGUCAGAACAAAUGGAUGAGUCUAUCGACGCUUAAUAACUACUUUUAUUUCUGUUGCGAUCGGUGUCAAUUGCGAACUCACUGCAUGAGUCAAGUUACGUCACAAACAUUAACAGGAGCGAAUAUAUUGAGCAUGAAUGAAAACUGUAUUGUAAAAACAGAUAAUUUUUCUAUACAUACGCAUCAAACAAUGUCAAAUAGAAUAGACUUGGCCUCCGAUAUAAAUGUACCAAAGAUAGACCCCAUAAAUAAUAUUAUAAACAUUACGAUCCCUAAGUUUGAGCAUAACCUGACCUUCAACGACCAGAAGGAACUGCUAAACAUUGAAGAACAAAUAAAGACAAUGAAGGAAAGUCAGCCUAUAUCAGAGGAUUUUUCCGUCCACGACGUGCACCAAUACGCCGCUAUUUACGUCCUUUGGGGCAUAGUGGCGCUGGUGCUACUGGUCAUCGUGGGUCGCAAAGUGAGGUGUCUGAGGCAGCCGGCGGCGUCGGUGGCCACGGAGCAGCGCCUGGGGCCGGCGGCCGGGAGUGGCGCAGGGCGCGAGCCCGGCCCGCAGCCCGCCGCCCGCCACACCCCCGCGCACGCCGACAUCUACAGUGUUAUUGGUGAAAAGUGUGGUGAAAAUAGUGCGCGAGUGCAAGUGCGGGAGUGUAUCAAUGAUGAAGUGCGCGAAAGUGAUAAAAUUAGGAAUGUGAAGGGAGGUGUAACGGACAAAACCACCUCUCCAGUUUUUAGAAAAAUUUCUUUUGAAUAAGUUUAACAUUUUUAUCUUUUAUUUUUGUACUUAACUAUUAACAUUUUAUAAUUUUUAUACGAAUCGUAUGUAUUGUUACUGUUUGUUACAAUCACGAUACACUUGUUAACAUUUUGAAGUAAGUUCUCAUCUCUUCGUCUGCCCCCGGCAAGAUGUUCGGUGCAACGCACCUAACACGUACUUUAAAAAGUAGGUUGCGUGGUCAGCAGUGGCCGCGCAUCGAUUAAGUUUUAACAUAAUAAUUAUUUAGUGCAAUUUUCGGAACCAUCGCGACCGGGUGCAUUCGAACAUUUUAACAUUGUAACUAUGUCCUAGUUAACGUAAUAAACAUUUUCACUCUCCUUCGGAC
Ostrinia furnacalis (Asian corn borer) is the source of this 8464-nucleotide messenger RNA. RefSeq lists its product as uncharacterized. Gene Ontology annotation, molecular function: nucleic acid binding. Gene Ontology annotation, biological process: DNA integration. The record is from RefSeq and is a predicted model, not a curated record. Bases 493 to 8115 code for a protein of 2540 amino acids. The transcript is spliced from 2 exons. Lineage: Eukaryota; Metazoa; Arthropoda; Insecta; Lepidoptera; Crambidae.